GAAGCCAUUCAUAGAGAGAGAGAGAGAGAGACUGUGUUGACACGUCAAAUCGUCGAUUCUGUAGUAACACAUACUCGUGCUCCGUUGGCUCUCUCGCGUCAUUAUGACGCUUAAUCGUAAUUUCUAACACCAACACGGCGUGUUUAUCGCCGGAACACGAGCGAGUCGACGCGUUCCCGAUGUUUUCGAACGUUUCACCCCGGUGAACUCCUGCGAUUACUUCACCGUAAGAAGUCCCACUCGUCCCUCGCAGCGGUGUGGAGGUUAGGUUUCCGCCUCGUUCCCUUUGUUCCGUACGGCGAGCAGCACGACGAGCGCGUGCACGAGCCGCUUUCCUGAGAACGGGAAGCACGAGGGGAGACGGCGAGAAUCAAACUCGGAUAAUGUGUGCGAUGUGACUUGCAAUCUGCGAGCUUGACGAUUCGCGCGCGAGAAAAAUGCCGAGAUUCAGGAUGCUGCCCCGCACGUCGCGGAUCGUCGCGCUCUGCUCAGCCGCGAAUUUCAUUAACGCCGCAGACCGGGUCAUCAUGCCGAUCGCGAUCGUGCCGAUGACAGACGAGUUCAAGUGGAACCUCUACUGGCAAGGCUGGAUUCUGUCCGCCUUCGCCUUCGGAUAUUUCACCAGUCAGAUCAUCGGCGCGAGCACAGCCAGUCGCUUUGGCUGCAAGACGGUACUCAUGCUGGCGGUUUUGUUAUGGUCCAUCAGCACGGUGGUCACUCCUCUGUUAGCACAGUCAGUGCCGCUGUUGAUAUUCUGCAGGGUGGUUUUAGGACUCGGGGAAGGACUAGGCCUACCAGUGAUAUUUCACUUAUUCGCCCAUAAUGUUCCUGUGGAGGAAAGGUCACGCGCUUUCGGUUAUCUGAUAGCUGCCGGUUCCGUCGGCCAAGUGGUUGCCUCCGUUAUAUGCCCACACUUGGCAUGGCAAACUGGAUUUUAUCUAUUUGGGACUAUAGGUAUUUUGUGGACUUUGUUGUGGUUGAUGUUGUAUCAAGAAACUAACUCUCAGGAUGAGAUACCAUUGUUUGUUCCUAAGGUAACACAAAACAGAAGCUUACGGUGGACCGAAUUCAUCGCCUACUGGCCUCUGUGGGCUUUGUAUAUAGCGCAUUUCGCGAUGAACUGGACUAACUAUAUAAUAAUGCAAUGGCUGCCAACUUACUUGGCAAGAAAUCUGUCGGCAAACAAGGAAAGCAUUAGCCUGACAGCGCUCCCUUACAUUGUUAACUCUCUUAUUGGUAUUGUUGCCGGCCACAGUGCUGAUAGCUUAAUACAAAAGAGAUGGUCGGUAUUAUCUGUGAGAAGAUUAAUGACAAACAUAGGCCUAGUAGGACCUGGCGCAUUCCUAUUGGCUUUCUGUGCCGUAGAUAAUCUCCUCGCAGCAGUCAUCUUCGUUUCGAUAUCCAUGGGCCUCUGCGCGUGCAAUUCUGCCGGGCAUCUCAGUAAUCACGCAGACAUAGCGCCGAAUCACGCGGGAGUCACAUUCGCAGUUUCAAAUACGAUUGCGACAGUACCUGGGAUUCUGUGCGGUCCGCUGACGGCCGAGCUGGUGACCGCCUCGCACGGCUGGUGGAUGCCGGUUUUCGUGCUGGCGGCAGCGAUUAACUUCACCGGGGCUAUAAUAUACCAGAGCCACAGCUCGGCGCUUCCAGUAUUGUGAUAUGCUCCGCCUCUCGGGCAACGCUGGCGCGUCGUCGCCGAAGAGAAAGAAGCGAUCAAGUGUCUAUUGAUGAAGGCGGUUAAUGCAAAAGUGCGUGUUUGCAUAUUCGGUGAGCGAUCUCUAAUGUAUUUGCUGUGAAACUCGCGAGCCUACACACACACAUACACACACACACACACACACACACACACGACACGUGCACGCAUACGCGCAGAUGAAUGCGCGUUCGAUCAUUACGCAUCGGCCAGUCGACGACAUAUCAAGACGCUGAUCAUUUAUAUUUUAAUCGAGUAUCAUUUCAUUGAAUUAGCGCAAUGUGAUUUUCACGGAGAAAAUAGUGCCAUAGUCUCUAUAUAUAUAGCGUAUAGAUGUAUGACAGAAUGGAAUUGGCUUGACGGCAGUUAACCGAGGAUGUGCGUUUACGAAACUCAUCGUGUGCUUUAAUUUAUAUGCGUAUGUAUACAGUAUCGUAACACAGAUGCGUACCUCGAAGAGGACUACUGGAUAUCGAACGAGAAAUGUAAGCAGAUAUAAAUUCGAGGUGAACAAUUAGACACAGAUACAUGCACUGUGAGAACGGAUAUUUCACGAAGUGCAUCUACAUUAUAAUCUCAUGGUAUGCGUAUCUGUAUUUAUUCACACGAAACUUGCACGCGUAUCUACUUGUAUUUCCUUCUCGAUAUUUGUAUCGAGUUUACUUCGAAGAACGUGUCCAUUACAACACUGCGUACAUCUGUACAUAUACAUAAUGCGAAUUAGUGGACAACAUUUUGUGAUAUGUUCUGAUAUAUCAGAUUUUAAUUUAGCCAGAGUUAUAGGACACGAAAUGUAUAUUCUAUAAAACGCGCAAGACUGUAUAUAUAUAUAAAAAAGAAAUUUUAACUUUCACGUU
Dinoponera quadriceps is the source of this 2550-nucleotide messenger RNA. RefSeq names its product sodium-dependent phosphate transport protein 1, chloroplastic-like. The record is from RefSeq and is a predicted model, not a curated record. The transcript has 8 exons. The coding region runs from base 438 to 1658 and encodes 406 amino acids. Gene Ontology annotation, biological process: monoatomic anion transport; transmembrane transport. Lineage: Eukaryota; Metazoa; Arthropoda; Insecta; Hymenoptera; Formicidae. Gene Ontology annotation, molecular function: transmembrane transporter activity.